Perognathus longimembris pacificus (Pacific pocket mouse) is the source of this 654-nucleotide messenger RNA. RefSeq names its product predicted GPI-anchored protein 58. The record is from RefSeq and is a predicted model, not a curated record. The transcript has a single exon. Bases 1 to 654 code for a protein of 217 amino acids. Lineage: Eukaryota; Metazoa; Chordata; Mammalia; Rodentia; Heteromyidae.
AUGGCCCGGGCACGGAGACGGGGCUGGUUGGGAGAUGCCCACAGGAGCGCCUGCGUUCCGGGUUCUCUUUUCCUUCGUUCGGGGGCCCCCGGGGUUCCCUGUGCUGGCUGUCGGGUCGGCCUCGUGGCCCUUGCCUCCCGGGAGCAGCUUCGGGUUGGCUGCCAACCUCCCACCCCCGCCGCCCCCGCUGCCCGCGCCCCGGAGCGCCCGUCCCGCCCCGCGGGGGGGACUUCUCCCUUUCUGCCCUCCUGGGUGGGGCAGCCGCGCCUCCGGGACAGCCCCCGCCGCAGACCGGCCGAGACCGGGGCCACCCGAGGGCGCGCGGAGCCCGGCCAGACGCCCCGCUCCGUCGCAGGGGCAGCGGCACCUGAGACCCCAGCGACCGGCGGGGCGCGGCGCAGGAAGCGCGGGCGGAUCGCACCAGCCAGGGGGAGAGCAACCGGGACCCUCGGGGUGGGGGAGCCCGAAGUCUCAAAGAGGGGACCCCGGGCUCGCCUGGCGCCCUCGGGGAGCGAGGACCUGCGAUCGCACCCCUCCAACUGCCCGCCCGGGCUCACCCGGCCGCCGCCGCCUUUCACCCUAACUCUUCCAAACUUCUCGGAAAAGGGGAGCCCGCCGUCCGUCCGCCUGUGGGCGCACAGGAUCCGCACUUGA